AUGAAAGAGGCGGCUAGCAGCAGCAAGACUGAAGCCCAACCAGAGGUGGAAGAUGCAGAUGCAGAUGCCACACACAGCCCUCAUACAUACCCCGAGGGCGGACGCGAUGCCUGGCUCGUCGUCUUCGGCGCAUGGUGCGGCUUGACUGCUUCAUUGGGCAUUUACAACACGUCUGGGGUCUUUGAGGUCGUCAUCUCUCAGGUCAUUCUUCCGCAAUACUCUGCCUCCACCCUCGGCUGGCUGUUUUCCACCUACGCCUUUGUGAACUGGAUCUUCGGAGUGCAAGUUGGGCCUACUUUCGAUGCCAUUGGCCCGCGAGCCCUCAUCACAGCCGGCACAGUCUGCACGCUAGUUGGAAUCUUCACACUCAGCCUAUGCACGGAGUACUACCAGAUUCUCCUAUCCUUCUCUAUCCUGACUGGCAUUGGAUCGUCCCUCCUGCUGACGCCGUCUAUGGGAUGUGUCGCCCACUGGUUCAUGAAACGCCGCGGCCUCGCCAGCGGCAUCGCAUUCAUCGGCGGUGGGUUCGGCGGCGUGCUGUUCCCCCUCAUGAUGCAAGCCCUGCUGCCUCAAGUCGGAUGGGCCUGGACGAUCCGAAUCCUGGGGUUCGUGUUGCUGGUCCUCUGCGCCGUCAGCAUUGCCUUUUGUCGGAGCCGCAUUCCCCCGCGCAAGGGCAGCGCCACGACAUGGCGGGAUACGCUCCCCGAUUAUCGAAUCUUCCUUGACGGGACGGGAGCCAUGGGGGCCACCACUGCCGGGGUGCUGUUGACCGACCUCGCGUACUUCAUCCCCAUCACCUACACGCCAAGCUACUACAUUGAUCGCCAAGGAUUCUCCUCGGAGGAAUCCCUCACCGGCUCGGCCGCGUUUGCAUAUCAGUUGCUCGCUAUUCUGAAUGCGGCAUCCUGUGUAGGCCGCUGCGUGGCCGGCGAACUGGCCGAUCGAUUCGGCAGAUACAACACCAUGAUCGGCUCCCUUGUACUUUGUACAAUAUCCGUCUUAUGUCUGUGGAUGACGGAUAUACUGGUACCGGGACUGAACAGUGACGGGCUCUUAGUGGCCUUUGUCGUUCUUUUCGGUUUCCAGAGCGGUUCCAACGUCAGCUUGACGCCUAUCUGCCUCGGCCAACUUUGUGACACGGAAGAGUACGGGCGAUACUACGCAAGCUGCUUCACGGUGGUUGCAUUCGGCGUCCUGGCAAGCCUGCCUAUCGCCGGCGGCUUGCUGAGCGUGACGGGUACCAGCGGGAAAGAGAAGUACUGGGGGGCUGCCUUGUUUACCGGGCUCAGUUAUGUUGCCGCCCUCCUUUGCUUCGUGUGGGUCAGAGUCAAGCUCAUGGGCUGGUCAUGGCGGAUCAAGUGGUAA
Molecule: messenger RNA, 1365 nt
Organism: Trichoderma reesei QM6a
Lineage: Eukaryota; Fungi; Ascomycota; Sordariomycetes; Hypocreales; Hypocreaceae
Exons: 2
Coding region: 1-1365 (454 amino acids)
Biological process (GO): transmembrane transport
Cellular component (GO): fungal-type vacuole membrane
Molecular function (GO): transmembrane transporter activity
Source: RefSeq, a predicted model, not a curated record